Phragmites australis (common reed) is the source of this 3739-nucleotide messenger RNA. RefSeq lists its product as uncharacterized. The transcript is spliced from 2 exons. NCBI's taxonomy places the organism in Eukaryota, Viridiplantae, Streptophyta, Magnoliopsida, Poales, Poaceae. Bases 204 to 551 code for a protein of 115 amino acids. The record is from RefSeq and is a predicted model, not a curated record.
UUCUUCUUCCCCGGAGCCACCGGCCGCCACGCGUCGCAGGAAGCAUCCGGAACGCGGCACGUCGGCCUUCUCCGCCUCCACCUCUUCCCACUCCCCUUCUAGACGUUCCCGCACCAGCCCGAUCAGCCGAAGCGCCAAACAUCCAAACCCCCGCGGAGAAGAAAGGGUACCCCGAGCCCGAGCCCUCAACCCGGAGCGACCCGAUGGAGAAGAAUGGUCUGCUCGGCGUCCGCAAGAAGCUGCCGCCGGGGAAGCGGCUGCGGAGCAAGUUGGUGGCGCCCGUGCCGGCCGGCGGCGGCGGGGCCCUCGCGAAGGCGAUCGCGGACUACCUCGCGUCCGAUUCCUACAUGUACGCGCCGCUGGCCUCGGCUCCACCCCCUCCGCCACCACCGCCGCAGCCCAAGGCGGCGCCCUCCGCGGCGGUUCCGUCCGCUCCUCCUGAGAAAGAAGUAACAUUGGUGCAAAAUACGGAGGCUCUUGGCGAGCUACCUUCACCGCCUGCUAGAAAGCAUUUGUGGACAUCAUGUUGGAAUUGUGUCCUUCUAGCAUAAAGCUCGAACUCUACCACUGUUGUUUCUUCACUCUGCUAUGUUAAUGCCUAAACACUGUUACUUAACAAGCCUCCUUUCUUAUGGAGUUCGCGUGUGAGGGCCCACGUUAAUGUGUAGCAUAGGUAUCUAGCUUUAGCUUAUCGUGUAUGUUUACUAAUGCAGCCUCACUGUUCAGUAUAUCCUGCCCAUUCUGCUUUUUAUCACUGCCAUAGCAUUUUCUCUCUCCUUUUCUGUCCUCACUAAUAUGCUUUUAGAUGGAUUGUGAUUUUUACAACAUAAACAUAAUGAUAGACAGCUCUCCCGCCGGUUUCGAGAAAAAAAAACAACAAUUGGGAUGUUGCAUUCAGUGUUUAUUGCUAUGCUGUCCACUAUGUCACACUUCAAUCACCAUUCUUUUUUCUAAUAGUAAAUAAAGGGACAGAGUGAGCAUUUUGGUAACAGCCAUCGGAAUGAGCAUUUUGGGAAACAUGAAUGUAAGUAUGUAUCUGUCACUGUGGACUGAGUCUGGUGCAGAAGUAUCAUGUUGUUCUUGUUUUACUCUGCUCCCCUUGCUCUGUGCUUUUAUUUUGUCUUUCUGAAAGGCAUUGACUGUAGUGUUUACGAAACACUUUAAUGAGCUUGAAACACCUUUCUAGUGGUUGUUGGUAGCAUAGAAUUCUAGUUCAUGGGCCACUUUCAUCAUUGCUCUUCAACGUAACUUCUGUUUGGGUCUAAUAAGGUUAAGCCGCACAGAAUGAUGCGCUCGUGGGGGCAAGGGCAAGCAUGGACAAUCAUGAGAUCUCGUCCGAUUUAAACAUGGUUGAAUAUGAUCACCUCUUAUGUUGGACCUUCUCAGAGAAGUACAUUUCCAUGGCCAUGGCUGAGAUUUUUGUGGUGUUAAGUGUGGGGAUAAAUGAGAAUUAAUAAGUGGUCCAGAACGGCAUGAGAAAUUCAUAUGGAAGAAAGGAAGGUAGCCAAUCUGAAUUAGUUGGAACAGAAGAACAGGACCAGCCACAUGCGUGCACAUGGCUUAGAGCCCCCACAUCUGCAUGACCUUCCAACUGGAUUUGGAUAUGCAUGUACCUGCAAACAAAACUGGAUUUGCUUGUGUUAAAACUAAUAGAAAGGUUUCCUGUACACUGAAAAGGAAAUGAGUUUUCAUAGUCGAGGAACUAGUUCUUGUGCAUGCAAUUCGAACUUUGAGCGAUUUUUGUUGGAUCUGGCAAUUAUACUAGAGAUAGAGAUUUCAAAGUAUGAUGUUUUGAGUCUUUUUUCUGUUAACCUUUGCUCUGAAGUGUUUUGAGUCCUUUCCUGUGAAGCAGCACCCAGAUCAGAAGUUCAGUGAGACAGUCAAUGGAGAUACUUGAACUAAUUGCGCCGGAAUAAGGCUAUUAGCUUUUCUUUCUUGCAGGACAUGGAGAAGCUACCGGUUGGUCUAGCUGCUUAAGACUCGGGAAUAGUCUCCUGAUGAUUGUAUACUUUUGCUUUCUUCUGGUGAAGCAUCCACUUCUGCAUUGCUACCUUGAGCACGGCGCAGAAAGCCUGCCUUUUUAUGGUUGUGAUCAAGGAUGCUGACCAUGUUGGGCAAAGUGCUGAUGCUUGAUAUUUUGAUGGUUCCAGGUGCGUUCUACUUGACCGCAGUUUGUUGAAUUUUAAGUGUAUACCUUAAUUAAGGAUCAGAAUGCUGAUGAAAACCUAGAGAGGCGCAUCGUGACAAUUAUUGCAUGUCAAUUUUCUGGUAGAUUCUGUGUGGAGGCCAAAAAAUUCAUUAUGAAGUUGCUUUUGGGGAUGCAAUCCCGGCCCUGCUACAUGUGAAGAGAGAUGCACUUGAGGCCCACAUCAUUAGUAAUCUAUAAAAUAAGUUUUUGUCGUUGCCUCUUUUUUGUCUCCGAGAGAAAUGAACAAUGAAGAAUCAUACAAACCAUCUUCUAUUUUUCUGUUUUUCUAUCUCCUGAGGGGCAGAAUCAUACAAACAUGAUACUGUAGCAGAGGUUUUCUGAACUUUCCCCUAAUGUUUCUUUUAGAAGGGAUCUUAUAGGGCCAAAAUUAAUAAUGUGGAAUGUUUUACUUCCUCGAUUUGUUAAUAUUUUAUUUACUUAGGAGCAAGAUGAGUUCCGCUGGAACUUAACCCCGAAUAGACAGUUCAUGGUGAAAUCUCGCUAUCUUGCCUUAGUGCAUAGCGAUGUUCCCAACCUUAAUAAAAGCCUUUGGAAUCUGAAGGUGCUUCUUAAAGUCAGAAUCUUCCUGUGGUAUCUAUGUAAAGGUGUAGUUUUGACAAAGGAUAAUCUGGCUAUACGGAUUUGGUAAGGUAGUAAGAAAUGCUAUUUUUGUCACAAAGAAGAGACAAUUAAACAUCUUUUCUUUGAAUACCGUCUUGUCUGCACAGUAUGGUUAAUCAUACAAUCGGCUUCAGGGCUCUUACGGCCCGUAGUGUAUCACAUAUGUUCGGUACUUGGUUACGGGGUAUUAGGAGGGGCUUGAAACCAAAAAUCCUGUUGGGGGCGGUUGCUACUUGCUGGUCGCUUUGGUUAUGCAGGAAUGAUAUGGUGUUCGAUAAAAGAAUUAUCUCAUCUCCUUUGCAGGUUAUCAACAUUUAUACCCACUGACUCUGUACCUAGGCUAUAUUGCAGAAGCUGGAUUCUCGAGAUAUGGUUACAGUGACGUGUCAACAUUUGGAGAGGGUGGUCAGGGAGUGUUUUACCCAGGUUUAUGGGUAGUGAUCUAAUCGGAGGAUCAGAACGCCUUAACUUUUCCUGUUGUCACCUUUGUCACUCUCUACUUAUGCUUUUCCCUUUUAUUUCUUUGGCUGUGUGCAUCUUGAUUAUGCAGAGUCUGAGAGUGUUCUUAGUGCGAUUGCACCAAUUUAAUGUAAUUGUCUGAGAUCAAUAAAACUUCCCUUAUCUUAAAAAAAAAAAUCUCUUGAGGGGGCAUUCUUAACAUCUUAUUGGCGCAUGUGGAUCAUGCAGCAAAUCUCUUGUUUGAUGGGUCAACGAUUGGUGAACCGAUGAUCUUACGAAUCUAUAGAAAUUGUAGGAGAUGCUUCAAGUAGACGAAUCAAACAGUGCAUGUACGAUCUUAUACAUGUUCAAGCCUUUUUUAGGAUAAUAGCCAUACGUCAUGCUGAUCUUGUUUUCUCUAGGACAGUUUACAAGGGGGUGCUUGCUAUCCUAGAUGGAUCUAAAACCUAGUCAGAGUGAUCUCUUGUAUGU